Lynx canadensis (Canada lynx) is the source of this 1943-nucleotide messenger RNA. It is a transcript of the gene CPNE9, whose product is annotated as copine family member 9. Gene Ontology annotation, molecular function: calcium-dependent phospholipid binding. Gene Ontology annotation, biological process: cellular response to calcium ion. The transcript is spliced from 14 exons. Lineage: Eukaryota; Metazoa; Chordata; Mammalia; Carnivora; Felidae. Bases 520 to 1728 code for a protein of 402 amino acids. Gene Ontology annotation, cellular component: plasma membrane. The record is from RefSeq and is a predicted model, not a curated record.
CUUAGAAUUCUCCUAUCCCUCAACCCCAACUCUACCCUCUUGGCCCCAAACCCACCCUCCUGGCCCUCCUUUCCUGCUCCUGCCUCAUGGUGUCCCGCCUGUGCCUUUUACUCACUGUUCCUCUUCCUUCUCCGCCACCUCUCGGACAUACAGAAGGUGAGGCUGAACGGGGCUGGCUGUGGGAUGGGGCGGGGGUGUGGAAUGGAAGGUGAAGUGUGGGAUGGCAUUGUGGAGAGCAGUUUAAACUGGCAGCAGGACCAAGCAGCAAAGCUGGCCUGGGGACUCCUCCUUUAAAGCACAGACAGGACAAUACUUCUAGCAUUCUGCCACCUUGGAACACCCUCGUCCAAGCAGCAGUAUCACCAGGGCUGGGCUGGGACUCUGCAACCCUGGCCCCUCCCGGCCUUCUUGACUCCAUGUCCUGGUGCAGGAUUUCCUUGGACAAGCGUUCCUGGCUCUGGGAGAGGUGAUCGGAGGCCAGGGCAGCCGUGUAGAGCGACCCCUCACGACAUUGCCACCAUGCAGCUGUGUGCAAACAAGCUGGACAAGAAGGAUUUCUUUGGGAAAUCAGAUCCCUUCCUUGUGUUCUAUAGGAGCAAUGAGGAUGGCACGUUCACCAUCUGCCACAAGACGGAGGUUGUGAAAAACACACUGAAUCCUGUGUGGCAACCCUUCAGCAUCCCUGUGCGGGCACUGUGCAAUGGAGACUAUGACAGAACAGUGAAGAUUGAUGUGUAUGACUGGGACCGGGAUGGAAGCCAUGACUUCAUUGGUGAGUUCACCACCAGCUACCGGGAGCUGAGCAAGGCCCAGAACCAGUUCACAGUGUAUGAGGUACUUAACCCUCGGAAGAAAUGUAAGAAGAAGAAAUAUGUCAACUCAGGAACUGUGACGCUGCUCUCCUUCUCUGUGGAUUCUGAAUUCACUUUUGUUGAUUACAUCAAGGGAGGGACACAGCUGAACUUCACAGUUGCCAUUGACUUCACAGCUUCUAAUGGGAAUCCUCUGCAGCCCACCUCCCUGCACUACAUGAGUCCCUACCAACUCAGCGCCUACGCCAUGGCCCUCAAGGCAGUGGGAGAAAUCAUCCAGGACUAUGACAGUGACAAGCUCUUCCCAGCCUAUGGCUUUGGAGCCAAGCUGCCUCCAGAAGGACGGAUCUCCCACCAGUUCCCCCUGAACAACAAUGAUGAGGACCCCAACUGUGCAGGCAUCGAGGGCGUGCUGGAGAGCUACUUCCAGAGCCUGCGCACAGUCCAGCUCUAUGGGCCCACCUACUUUGCUCCUGUCAUCAACCAGGUAGCCAGGGCUGCAGCCAAGAUCUCUGAUGGUUCCCAGUACUACGUUCUGCUCAUCAUCACUGACGGGGUCAUCUCUGACAUGACGCAGACCAAGGAGGCCAUUGUCAGUGCCUCCUCACUGCCCAUGUCUAUCAUUAUUGUUGGUGUGGGACCAGCCAUGUUUGAAGCAAUGGAAGAGCUGGAUGGUGAUGACGUGCGCGUGUCCUCUAGGGGACGCUAUGCAGAGCGGGACAUCGUUCAGUUCGUCCCCUUCCGAGACUAUGUUGACCGGUCCGGAAACCAGGUGCUGAGUAUGGCCCGACUAGCCAAGGACGUGCUGGCCGAAAUCCCAGAGCAGCUGCUGUCCUAUAUGCGCACCAGGGAUAUCCAGCCUCGCCCUCCACCUCCUGCCAACUCCAGCCCAACCCCAGCUCCAGAACAGCCCUGAGGAGCCCACUUAUUCAAUAACUAGCAGUCUGCCUGCCUGCCCACCCACUGCUUUUGCUGAAAGCCAGAGGCACUUGGAGCCCUGGACCUCAGUGAGUCUAGCUUGGGGGAUCAGUGCUGGCUGGUUGAGCCCUCUGCCCCCUCACCCACAGAAGGGCCUGGCACUAUCACCACCUCCCUGCCUUCAUGCCAAUAAUAAAGCUGAUCUUUACUCCA